CCAGCAGUGCCACCCGAAAGCUCCGCCCACCUGUGCCCAGCAGUAUCACCCACCUGUGCCCAGCAGUGCACCCACCUGUGCCACUCUGCAGUGUCACACACCUGUGCCCAGAAGUGCCACCCACCUGUGCCUAGCAGUGCCACCCAGUGCCCACCCACCUGUGCCCACCCACCUGUGCCCACCCACCAGUGCCACCCACCAGUGCUGCCAGUCAGUGCCACCAGUCAGUGCCCAGGGGUUGUGCCAGUCAGUGGCGCCAGUCAGUGCCCAGCAGUGAUGCCAGUCAGUGCCGUCUAUCAGUACCCAUCAUCAGUGUCACCUAUCAGUGCCACCUAUCAGUGC
Staurois parvus is the source of this 342-nucleotide messenger RNA. The record is from the annotation of a GenBank genome assembly. NCBI's taxonomy places the organism in Eukaryota, Metazoa, Chordata, Amphibia, Anura, Ranidae.